AUGGGUCGCUUGGACAGAAUGGCCUCGCCAGAGGGAUCUGUAGAUGAGCAAAUAAAUGCCCACAUCAAACGAGAAAGCUCGGCGGCAGACGACCAGAUCAACAACUCGACUACCGCAGGUGCAGCCCCAAUCAAGCACGAAAAUUCUGCAAGCCCCUCGCAUCACACUGCUCUUACAACUGUCCGACCCAAACCCUCACGGUCCUCAUCUACCUCGACCACUUCAUCCAAGCAUGCCUUAGCUACGGAUAAAGACACGUCGAAUGCCAAGAAAGCCAAUGGUCACACCUCGCCUGUCAAACCCGAGCCCGAAGAGCCCGCAAAGCCUGCAAAGCCCACAAAGACGUCCCGUGCUGCCUCUUCCAAGCUGCCUCCACGCAUCGCUCCCCUCUUUACUGAUCUACCCGAUGUCUAUAGCGAAGCGACUGCCACCUUUACCGUUAUCGAUGCCUGCACCUACCAAAAUAAGUACCUUGGUUUUAGUGACCAUGCCCUGGAUUGUGACUGUUCGGAAGAAUGGGAUCCUGUCGGUAAGCGCAACCUUGCCUGUGGCGAUGAUUCCGACUGCAUCAAUCGAGCAUGUAAGAUGGAAUGCGCCAACGACUGCGGUUGCGGCACAUCGUGUGAAAAUCAGAGGUUCUUACGCCGUUUGUACGCCGAUGUUUCCGUGAUCAAGACCGAGAAGAAAGGAUAUGGCCUACGUGUUAACACAGAUUUGCGGCCACAUGACUUCAUCUUUGAGUAUAUCGGUGAAACCAUCCCCGAAGCGACCUUCAGGAAGCGUAUGGUGCAGUAUGAUGAGGAAGGGAUCAAGCACUUUUAUUUCAUGUCCCUCAGCAAAGGUGAAUUCGUUGAUGCUACCAAACGAGGCAACCUGGGCCGAUUUUGCAAUCACUCCUGCAACCCCAAUUGCUAUGUCGACAAAUGGGUGGUCGGUGACAAGCUGCGUAUGGGUAUUUUUGCAGAACGUUACAUCAAGGCAGGGGAGGAGUUGGUUUUCAACUACAAUGUUGACCGCUAUGGCGCAAACCCACAGCCAUGCUACUGCGGCGAAUCCAACUGUACCGGUUUCAUCGGAGGCAAAACUCAGACCGAGCGAGGCACCAAGCUCUCAGCUGCAACUAUUGAAGCUCUUGGCAUUGAGGACGAAGACUCUUGGGAUACUGUUGUUCCCAAACGUCCACGCAAGAAGAAGACCGGCGAAGACGAUGAAGACUACGUCGAUAGUAUCGAGGCCAAGUCUCUUGAUGUGGCUGGCAUCACUAAAGUGAUGGCUGCGUUGAUGCAAUGCAAAGAAAAGUGGAUUGCAGUAAAACUACUGCAACGAAUACAGCGUUGUGAGGAUGAUCAAAUCUGGCAAGGGGUGGUCAGGUUCCACGGUUACCAAAUCUUGAACUCGCAACUCUCUGCAUGGAGAGAGGAUGAGAACAUUAUACUUCAAAUUCUUGAAAUCCUGGACCGAUUACCCCGCCUCACCAGGAAUAAGAUUGUGGACGCCAAAAUCGAUCAAACUUUGCAGCCACUCGUGGAGCAUGCAGAUAAGAGAGUGGCCACACAGGCAACCAUAUUGUUGGAACAGUGGUCAAAACUCGAAGUGGCGUACCGAAUACCACGCAAAAAGCGAGAGGCCGCAUCAAACGCGACCAGAACAGAAGUGGUCCAUUUCGAGAGACGGGACUCUGCUCAACAAAGGAAGAAAUCGCGCUCCCGGUCGCGCACACCCCCCCGGGGUCCUGCAGGUGUUGCUGUUCCAUCUGGUCCAAGAUCAUUGCAAAAACCAAACAACUUCCUGGGACCCCGGCCGCCCUUUCAUCGAGCACCACCUCCACUUCCUCGAGGUUGGUUUGCGGCUCAAGAUCAAGGAAGAACUUAUUUUUACUCAGCAGGUGGUCAAACAACAUGGGUCCGACCCACGCAACCGGCUGAUCAACCUCCACCACAGCCAAAGCAACCUUCGGAACAAGCCGUUCUUAAGAGUAUUAUCGACAAUAUUGUCACUUCGAGAGAGAAGGAAACCAAAUCAUCAACUCCAGAAACUCCAGAAAAUCCCAAAGCAAAGAAGGAAGAAAAAUGGAGGUCAUAUGACGAAGAAAAACAGAAGAAGUUAUAUGAGAAUACUCUGUUUCCACACAUAUCCCACGUCAUGAACAAAUACAAAAACAAAAUUCCUAAGGAGGAUCUGAAACGAUUUGCCAAAGAAAUUGCAAAGAAACUUGUCGCAUCAGACUUUAAGGCUGGACGGGUUAAAGAUCCCACGAAAAUCGACGAGCGCCAGCAGAAGAAAGUCAAAGAAUUUUGUAAACAGUUCUUUGACAAGGCUUAUCACAAACACAAGAAGCAUGAACAAGAUAGAGUAGCGAAAAAGGCACAUAAAAGUGCGAGGGCGACCGGCGAAACUGUGACUGCGAGCAGCACAGUUGUGUCACCCUUGGGCUCGCCAACUCGAGACGAUGAAGGUGAGAAUGUUGAAAUGUCAGAUGCAGAAGACAUGGAUGCCACAGCUAUUCGUCUCUCCGAGUCUCCGUCCUCUGCACAAACCCCGUCCGAGCGCAAUGGUACACUAAAACGGAAACGCGAGGGUCAAGAGACUGAAAACAUGAGCAGUACUCAAGGUAAGGGGGAACCUGAUCCAACUGCAUCGCCCGCAAAGCGCAUGAAUUCAAGCAUGGAGAUUGACACACCGCCACCACCCCCUCCUCCAGCACCACCCAUCGAAACACCACCAGAUAGCACACCACGUGACGGAUAUGUCGAUACGGACAUUGAAAUGCAUGCCAUGGAAUUGCCAGAGGACCAAACAGACAUUCAUGCCGACACAAAUUUUAGGGAAAAGAGUAUGGCAGAUGUCUUAGCACAAGCCCAACAAGAAGACACGGAUGACGAUCUGGAUAUGGACGAGAGCAUUGGUGGAUUAGAGCAUGACUCUAUGGAUGCGCAGUCGGUAUCCAUUCGAUGA
Exophiala bonariae is the source of this 2955-nucleotide messenger RNA. It is a transcript of the gene SET2, whose product is annotated as histone methyltransferase set2. Bases 1 to 2955 code for a protein of 984 amino acids. The record is from RefSeq and is a predicted model, not a curated record. Gene Ontology annotation, biological process: regulation of DNA-templated transcription. Gene Ontology annotation, molecular function: protein binding; histone H3K36 methyltransferase activity. NCBI's taxonomy places the organism in Eukaryota, Fungi, Ascomycota, Eurotiomycetes, Chaetothyriales, Herpotrichiellaceae. The transcript is spliced from 3 exons. Gene Ontology annotation, cellular component: nucleus; chromosome.